AUGGAAAAGCAGAACAUUUUUGCUAAAUUACAACUUAUCCAAACAGAAAUCAAAGAACUUAUUCGCACUGAGGAGAAUAAAUUUCAGAAAUAUAAGUUUUUUAAUGAAUUACAAGUUUUACAGUUAUUAAAACCUUUAUUAAAUAAAUACAAGUUAACUAUCUUAUUAAGUGAUGAUAUUUCUCAACCUUUUAUUCAUGAACGGGAAGGCAAAGAGCACUUUGUUAAGUACCUCAAAAGAUUAGCAAUAAUUGAUAUUGAGGAGCCUAAGGAUAAAUUGUUUUUUAACUUUUGGGCUUGUGGCAGCAAUGUAGACCUAGCUAAAGCCAAGGGUUCAGCCGAGACUUAUGCCUUAAAAUACUUUUUGAGUAAGUUAUUUUUAAUGCCGGUUAAGGACGAAGGUGACCCUGAUUAUCAGCCCCACAAAGAGAAAGAAGAGACAACUCCAGAAGAAAGAGAGGUAGUGAAAAAGUUCUUAAAAGAGCGUGGUUGGAAUAAGGAAGGAGAGAAAGGUAUUGUAGAAUUUGAGAUUAAUAAUGCUUAUUUUUGUGGGUUAAGAGGAGAUGAUAGUGUUAUUAAAGGCGGUGAUGAUAUAAAAGUUGGCAUUGGUAACAUUAAAGCAAAUGCAGUUAAGGGCAUUAGAGUCGAGACUAAUUUUAAAGAAGCUGCGAGACUGGCUCAUUUGGCGAGAUUCCGAGGAAGUGGGGGGUUAGUGGACUCUACUGUUGGGAGCGGAGAUAAUAUAAAAGAUAAAAAAGUUUCAGUUAUUUUGUUAAAAGGGGUAAUAGCAGGUACGGAUGAUAAUACAUUUCCAGUGAUUAAUGGUGAAACUGAUAUUAUUACUCUCAAUGAUGAUAAUUUUGCCGGCGGAUUUAGUUUCAGAGAUAAUUUAGAUAUUAAUGUUUUUCCGAAUGGUGGUGGCACUGAUGCUGCUGAUUUUGUUAUGGAUCCUGCCGGAGAUUUAAGUGCUAGCAGAACAGUCUUAGAAAAUAUUGGAAAAGUUCUUGAAGAUAUUGAAGAGAAAAUUAUGGAGUCCGAAGUUAAUAGCACGCUUCCUAUAGAUUUUCAAAAGGUUAAGGCAGCAGAUAAUAUUAGUAUUGAGGCUAAAAUUUAUGCUUUGGACAAUGUUCCGUCAGUUAAAAAGGAUGGGAGUUCUGAGGAUGGAGGGACUUUUUAUAAGUUCAUUAUUGAAGCAGGUAAAAAAACACUUUCCGAAAUUUUAAUUUGGAGAGAAAGUGGAUUUGAAACAAUCGGGGAAAUCCUAAGAGCGAAUGCCAACGGUUUUAUAAUUUGGUCUCGGAACUUAGGCGAUGCUACUACUAAUGUUAAUUUUGGGGAUAGCACUCACAAGGGAUUAUUAGUGGAAACUGAUGAUGAUGGUGUUGAUGUUCCCGAUGCAAAAACAAAUGUGAUAGAGGUUAAAAGGCUUAUUCAAAAUAAAAAGUAUAGAGGAUUUGAAAUGAUUGACAACAGCACUCAGAUGAUUGGAAAAAGUGAUAAUGGAGAUGGUGUAUUAGGUGAAGACGUUAGUGGAAAAUUAUAUCUUUGUUUUAGUGGUAUGGCAGCUAAGCCUUUAUCAAAAGACAGUAGAAAAGAAAAUAUAGAUAUUUUCCGUAAAUUAUUUACUAAUGAUAGCGAAAGCACUCCGGAAAAGUGUCGUGGUUUUCAGCCGGGCGAUAUUUUUGAGGACACCACUGACGCUAAUAGUCUUAAAUAUAAAUUAGGCGAUAAUACAAGCAAACGGGUGGAAAAAUUAGUUGACAAGAUAUCAGUGAAAAAAAAUAAUGGAAAAGAUGUUAGUGGAACGGAUAUGCUUCCAACUAAACAUUUCUUUGACAUUGCUGAUAAGGUUAAGGGUAAGGGUACGGAUGACGAAAAAUACACCGAGGCAGUUAAGGUUGCUUUCCACGACGCUGGUUUUGAAGAAACCGAUUCGGCGGACAAGUUAGUAGAUUUAUUGGAUUUAUAUGCUCACCAGGCUCGGGGCUUAAUUAAAUAUAGUGAUAAACAAACUGAUUUUGAUGCUGAAUAUGAGAAGACUAAGAAAGUAUUAGAAUUAGUAAAAGUUGAUUAUUCUAAGAGUAAUAGUUCGGUGACUGAUACCCAAGCUAAAGAGGCCAAAGCUAAACUUGAAGCUGCAAAAACUGAAUUUCCAGGGUUGGAAAAAACUUGGAUAAAAAAAAAACUGGAAGAAAUUUCUGGACGGACUGGUGAUAAAACUUUGGACCAAAAAAUUGAUGAUGAAAUUGUAAAGUAUACGGAUGCUUCCUCUAAUGCUUACAAGGCUUAUAAAGCAUUUAAAGAUUUGACAGAUAGCGAUGAUAACCGAACUGAGGCAAUUUUCGACCAAUUAAAAAUUUUAGUUGGACUUUUGAAAGAUGCUAAUGUUACAAAAACUAGUUUAAAUCCUUUCAAAAAUGAUGCGGCGGCAACUUCGCCAAAAGGUGAUAAUCAGGAACUUAAAAAUGCUAAAGAGGAUUUAAGACAAGCGGUUAAAACUGCAAUUAACAAAGAAGAUGAUGCUACUAUCAAUAAAAUAAUUGAAGGUUUUGAAACUGAUGUUAAAAAAAUUAAAAGAGUGACUACAAUUAUUAAAGAGGCCAAUAAAGGGAAGGGAAAAACUUCAGGCGAAGCCGCUCUCAAAGUAAGAGAAAAUGAUGCUGAUAUCAAGGGUUAUGUUGAGAAAAUUUUGGAAGAAUUAGGAAAAUCCGAAGCAAAAAUAAAGAAAUUUAUCAAUGAUAAAAUAAAAAAUGCGAACACUAAGGAGAGUUUAGAUGAGAUUAAGCAAGAAUUAGAAAGUAAUACAGAACUUGAUGCAACGGAGAAAGGAAAAAUAAAAGAAAAGGCAAUCCCUCGGAAGUAUUUAUUGAUAGAGUUGAAAGAUAAAACUUCCACAGAGGAAGAAGGAUUAAAAGAUUUAAUCAAGCAUUUCUUAGAUAAAGUUGAUUUGAAUACUGAUGGAGAUUAUUGUAGUAAUGAUAAGAAAGAUGCUCUCAAAACAAAAUUGACUGGUUUGGAAAAAUAUCAGGCUAGUGGUAGUAAUAGUUCAGUUUACAAUAGUUUAAGCCAAGAAGGAAAAGGAACAGUUGACAAAUUAAUUAAAGAGGUUCGUGAAAGGAUUUCUAAAAUGGAAGAAAAUGAUAGACACGAUAAUCCUAAUAAUAGUCCUGAACCGAAUUUUUGA
Entrophospora candida is the source of this 3183-nucleotide messenger RNA. Lineage: Eukaryota; Fungi; Glomeromycota; Glomeromycetes; Entrophosporales; Entrophosporaceae. The record is from the annotation of a GenBank genome assembly.